This is a messenger RNA of Lucilia cuprina (Australian sheep blowfly), 13643 nucleotides long. RefSeq names its product dynein axonemal heavy chain 2 (gene kl-2). Gene Ontology annotation, biological process: microtubule-based movement. Bases 101 to 13582 code for a protein of 4493 amino acids. Gene Ontology annotation, molecular function: minus-end-directed microtubule motor activity; ATP hydrolysis activity; dynein light intermediate chain binding. The record is from RefSeq and is a predicted model, not a curated record. Lineage: Eukaryota; Metazoa; Arthropoda; Insecta; Diptera; Calliphoridae. The transcript has 13 exons. Gene Ontology annotation, cellular component: dynein complex.
ACACCGAACACUUGUCAACAAUGUCAAAAAUUUUCAUUUUCAAAUUGUGUUGAAAAAAAUUCAGAACUGAAUUUGAUAAUUUUAAAAAAUAUAUAAGAAAAUGGCUGAAGAUAAUUCUGAUAAAUAUGAUGCAGCUGAAUUAGAUAGUUUAAAAUCAUCCGAUGAGGAGGCUGAAACAAAUGUUAAGGAUCAAGAGCAAACAGUCACCGAAAUACCCCAACCCAAGUAUACGGAUGAAGAACUUAUCAAACUAGUCGACUAUGUGCAGCGCAUGACAAUGCUUUUUGCUCUCGAUCAUCGUGAUUGGACCGAGAGUACACUCGAUAUGAUAAGACGUUGGAUAAUGGAAGUUAAUGAACCUUUAUUAACCAUAUUCUAUGAUGCCAAUAAAUUAACAGCCUGUUUGGGAUUUCCCAUUGCUCCAGUGGCAGAUCUUACUUAUUUUAGUCGAGCACCUAAUUGUAUGUUUACCGUCGACGGCUUUCACGAUGAAGUUAAUUUCGGCACUAUACACGAAGAUGUAGAUUUUUGUUUGCUUAAGGUUUUACAAUUUGUUUACGCUCCCAUAUUUAGUAAUUAUACCGAUUGGAAUGAGAAUGUAAAGUCGAGAUUUUGUCAGGCCAUGGAUCGUUUUUUGUCUUAUCUGACAAAUUUGAAUUCCAAAAUGGCAGGCAUGACUUUACUGUAUAUACCCUAUGUGGUGAAACAAAUGGAGCGUGAAAAUGUGGCUCAUGAUAGGGAAUUUGUUAAGAAUAUGGAAUCAAUUGUAGUGUUCUGGACAAAUCAGAUUAGAACUUUACUAAGUGAUAAGGUUCUGGUGGUACCUCACGAUUUGGUGGUACUGCAAGAGGAAUAUGAAUUUUGGUUGUAUAGAUUUGAAGUUUUACAUGGCAUCGAGACCCAAUUGGAUCAGGAGGAUGUGCAAAAUAUUAUUAAAGUUUUAAGAGCUUCUCAUUCGGUUUAUAUUAAACUGAUUGAUGCUUUAAUUAGUGAAUGUCAUUUGGAGGUGGAGGAAGCUAAAUCGAAUAUAAAAUAUCUGCAUUUAUUAGUUCAGCCCUGUGCCCAAAUCGAAAACGCCAAAAGCCCCGCUGAGGUGCCGGCACUUUUGCCGCGCAUUAUAAAUUUUAUACGUUAUAUAUGGUUGAAUUCCCCCUUCUAUAAUAGAAAGGACUUGAUCACCAAUCUGUUUCGAAAUCUAAGCAAUCAAAUAAUACGUUUUUGUGUGGCCCAAACUAAUGUGGAUGUGAUAUUGCAGGGAAAGUCACGAUUUGGCAUUAAAAUGUGCAAUAUGUCCAUAGAUUGUUGUCUUUCCUAUAAGGCGAUUUAUGAGCGCAUGAGCAAAACUCUAGUGGAAACAACACCCAAAUUAGGUUGGGAUCUAGACAAUGCCAUGAUCUUUAAUCAUGUAGAUGCCUUUAUUGAGAGAUUAAACGAUCUUAUAGACAUUUGUGAAUCCAUGAUAGUUUUCGCACGUUUGGAUGAAGAUGAAGCUAUACCUAGGCCACGUUUUGGCGGUACUAAUGGCAAGGAGUUUGAGAAAACUGCCGAAGGUGUGGAAACUGAAUUUCUGCAAUUACUUACGGCCUUGAAAACUGAUUCAAAGGAUUUGAUUUUAAAUGUACACAAAAAUAGCUGGUAUUUAGAAGUUCUCAAAUAUCGACGCACCAUACAAAGUUUAGAGGAAACUAUACAACGGCUUAUGUCGAAUGCCUUUCAAAGUGUUUGCAACAUAGAAGAGGCUUUAGAGGUCUUGAACGUUAUAUUAUUUUACUCCUAUCGUUCUACCAUAAGAAAAACCUAUUUAAAUAUGGCCAGCAAAGUGUGGAAUAUGUUUGUUAAUGAAAUGAAUUCGACCUCGAAAAUGCUUAUGGAUCGUGUUAAGGUGCAUGAAUCGUGGUUAAACUAUUAUGCCUCUCGAGCAGUAGCCUAUCGUAUUAGUAUCGAACGUUUGCAGUGGCUAAGGGAUCGUCUUAAGAAUUCCCACUGGCUACCAGCAGUACCCGAAGCUGCCGGAGCUUUAGCCAAAUUUGAGAAUGUUAAAAAAGAUUUUCAACUAGCCUCACGCAAAACAUUUGAAGACUGGGUUAAGAACUGCAGCAGCACUAAUUUGCUGGGCCGUUUAGAGCGUACUCUUCUAGUGAGAAGUAAAAUCAAAAAAGGUCUGCUAGAAUGCAACAUAGAUCGUUCGGUCUUAAACAUAUGUCAACAGGCACAACAUUUCGAACAACUAGGAUUUCAAAUACCCAGUACCAUACGUAAACUUUAUGAAAAAUAUGCCACAUUAAAUUUUGUCUAUAACAGUGUCAUAACCGUUUGCAUGGACUACAAUCGUAUAUUGACCGCUUUGUCGGAAGAUGAACGUAAACUAUUUCGUGCCCUAAUACAAUCUUGUGAUCGUAAAAUUGCACCCGGUCUCUUUAAAUUGACUUGGGGUGGAGAGUUUAGUGAUGCCUAUAUAGUGGAUUGUGCUAAACAUACCACAAAGUUACAGACUUCUUUGGAUAUCUAUAAACGAGCUAAUCUUAAUAUAAGAAAAAUUUGUGAACAGAUUUGUGAUACGCCUCUAUUGAAGUUUACCUUGUCGGGUGCUGUGGAGUUGUCAGUUUUUGAAUUGAAUAUAUCGGCUUUUAAUCGCCGGGCAACUAAUGAAAUAUUAAAUUUAUAUGAUACGAUUAUAGAUUUACUUUUUGCGGUAUUUAAGGAGUUUCAAUAUGUUAUAGAAGAGAUGGCCGCAGAAUGGUAUGACUAUGUCAAACAAUUUGACAAUAUGUUGGCAGAGGCACUCAUGAUUUGUGCCCGAAAUUCCCUUAACAAUGUCUACAGUUCAUUAAAAUCCGAAGGAGAUAUCAAUCCCGCUCCCUUAAUUAUCCUCAUGGCCGAUAUUGAAGAUAAAGAUAUAGCACUAAAGCCAGAUAUGGAAACUAUUGAAAUGUUGCUGACCAAGAUGUAUGAUCGUAUAUUAAAUAGUCUAAACAGUGUACCACGUAUAGCGGCUAAACUAGAAUUGCCAGCAAAACUUAUUGGUCCAACAUUUGCAGAACUAAUGAAAACCGAUGUUAUUAUUAUAGAGACACAAGAUAAAAUUUUAUUGGAGCUGGACUAUAAUAAGGAGGAAAUCGAAAGAUUUAUAAUAAGUUGGAAUGAUUUUCAAGAUAUUUGGGAUAUGGAUGAAAAAAAGUUUAUAGCAAAAAUUGAAGAAACAAAUCAGGAGGCUGAAAUUUUCGAAGAUAGUAUUGAAGCGUAUAGUAAUCAGGCGGAAAUAAUAGCAACUAGGGAUGCUAUAGUGAAUGUAUACUUUUUAAUGAUUAAUCAAAUGUGCUUGAAAAGUUCCAUAUUGGAUUAUAUAGAAAAAUGGCAAUUGUUAAAUAUUAAACUUUUGACUAAGAGAGCUUCUUCAAGAAUUAAAAGUGUUUACCGUUAUGUCAAACGUAAUGAGAAACGUAUAGCUGUAGUGCCGCGCACUUUAAAAGAGGCCCGAGAAGCUACCAUUUUAUUUAAUCGCUUAACCCAGGAGGUUCCGGUCAAGCAAGCUGAAUUUCCAGAUAUAUUUGAUUUGUUUAAGGUCUUGGAUAAAUAUCAAAUAGAAAUUUCUGAUUCGAUCAAAGUAUUGGUCUUAAAUUUAUCAUCCACAUGGGAAAACUAUUUAAAGAAACUUGGCGAAGCUGGCGAUAUGUUGGAUAAUACAAAGGAAGACUUUAAACAAAAUCUACUAACUCAGGCAGAGAAAUUUCGUAAUAUUAUUAAGGAAUUUUUAGCUGAUUUUAUGGUGAAAUUACCUACCUCUGCACAAACAAAUCCUAAAAUAGCUUUAAAAUAUCUAAAAAUUAUCGAAACUAAAGUAGCAGAUUGUUUUAAGUUUGAACAAAGUUUAAUAAAUGAUUUAUCGACAUUUUUUAUCAAUCAACCGGAAAAUUUGGACUUGAAAAAACUCAGCACUGAAGUCCAGAUAGUUAAGGGUAUUUGGUCUUUGAUUUCGGAAUGGCAAAAUGCUUGGAAUGAGUGGCGUGUGGGAAAUUUUUGGAAAAUCAAUAUUGAUAUAAUGGAAGAUACAGCCAUUUCAUUGUAUAAAGAGUUUAGUGCUCUCAAUAAGAAGUAUUAUAAUCGGGCCUGGGAUAUGUUAAUUGUUACUACUAAAAAUCUUGAUAGUUUUAGAAGAACUUUACCGCUUAUAACAGCUCUAAAGAAUCCCUGUAUGCGUAAAAGACAUUGGGAUCGUGUUAGAAACUUAAUGCAGGUCGAUUUUGAUGAGAAUUCCAAGAAUUUCACUUUAGAAUUAAUAAUAAACCUAGAUUUCCAGGCGUAUUCGGAGGAUAUACAAGAUAUCUCGAAUGCUGCCACCAUGGAGUUACAAAUUGAAAAUGGUAUUAAAAAUAUAGCCGGCAUCUGGCGUAAACAAUUGCUGGAAAUGGUUUUCUAUCGCGAUGGUAUUUAUAAAAUUAAAAGCGUAGAUGAAUGCACCCAAUUGCUAGAGGAACAUAUGGUACAACUUUCCGCCAUGAAAUCCACUAGAUUUGUAGAACCUUUUGCUGUGGUAGUAGAUUAUUGGGAGAAAACUUUAUCCUAUAUUUCGGAAACUUUGGAAAAAGCUUUAGUUGUUCAGCGUCAGUGGUUGUAUUUGGAAAAUAUUUUCACCGGCGAAGAUAUACGCAAACAAUUGCCCAAUGAAGCCAAACGUUUUGGUAUCAUAACUGAAGAAUUUAAAUCUAUAACAGAUAAAAUGUUUUCGGCGAAAACGGCCUUAAGAGCCACACAUUUUAGAAGACCCCCUUUUUUGUUAAACAGAUUUCAAAAAAUAGACGAAAGAUUGGAAACCAUACAGAGAGCUUUAGAAAUCUAUUUGGAAACUAAAAGACAAUUGUUUCCCCGUUUUUAUUUUAUCUCUAAUGAUGAUCUUUUGGAAAUUUUGGGCAACAGCAAGCGUCCAGAUUUAGUGCAGCUACAUCUAAAGAAACUCUUUGAUAAUCUGGUGAAAUUAGAACUCAAAAGAGUGGGUAAAACCCUUAAUCGUUGGCAAGCCUUGGGCAUGUAUGCCGAUGAUGGUGAAUAUGUGGAAUUCUUAAAUGUCAUUUAUAUAGAUGGUCCUUCUGAAAAAUGGCUUAAAAUUUUAGAGGACUAUAUGUUUGCUGUGCUCAAGGAACAGUUAAAACUAACGCGAUCUGCUUUAAAGAAAUUGGCCGGCAAUCGUGAAAAAUGGUUAUCCCUGUGGCCUGGACAAUUGGUUAAUACCACCUGUUUAAUAAAUUGGACUACAGAAUGUACACGCAGUUUAAUACAUUGCAAAACGGUGAAUCAAAAGAAACCUUUAAGAAAACUAAAAAGCAAACAAAGUAAAAUCUUGUCAAAACUUUCCGAGAUGAGCCGAAAAGAUCUAAGCAAGAUUAUGCGUUUAAAAGUUAAUACUCUAAUCACCGUAGAGAUACAUGGUCGUGAUGUUAUCGAACGUAUGUAUAAGAAUAAUUGCAAAGAUGUGGGUCACUUUGAAUGGUUUUCCCAAUUACGAUUCUAUUGGCAUCGUGAAACGGAGACCUGUGUGGUGAGACAAACAAAUACCGAACAUUGGUAUGGUUAUGAGUAUAUAGGCAAUUCGGGUAGACUUGUUAUAACACCACUAACCGAUCGCUGUUAUAUAACCCUAACCACAGCCUUGCAUUUGUAUAGAGGUGGUAGUCCUAAGGGGCCAGCGGGUACGGGUAAAACUGAAACUGUUAAAGAUUUGGGUAAAGCUUUAGGCAUGUGGGUUAUAGUUACCAACUGUUCGGAGGGUUUAGAUUUCAAGAGUAUAGGCAAAAUAUUUUCUGGUUUAGCUCAGACUGGUUCCUGGGGUUGUUUCGAUGAAUUCAAUCGCAUCAAUAUAGAAGUGUUAUCGGUUGUGGCUCAACAAAUUCUCUCUGUUAUAUCGGCCUUAACUGCCAAACAAACCGAAUUUCUAUUUGAGGGUCAAAUAAUCAAAUUAGUGCCUACGGUGGGUUUGUUUAUUACCAUGAAUCCCGGCUAUGCGGGUCGUACUGAGUUGCCAGAUAAUUUGAAAUCCAUGUUUCGUCCUAUAUCCAUGAUGGUACCCGAUAAUGUUAUCAUUGCCGAAAAUACUCUUUAUUCCGAUGGUUUCACUAACACCCGUAGUUUAUCACGCAAAGUCUAUACUUUAUAUGAGCUGGCCAAACAGCAACUGUCCAAACAAUAUCAUUAUGAUUUUGGUUUACGUUCCAUGGUGGCUUUACUGCGAUAUGCUGGACGUAAAAGACGACAAUUGCCACAGGCUUCCGAAGAGGAAGUGGUUUAUUUGGCCAUGCGUGAUAUGAAUGUGGCUCGUUUGACCGCUAAUGAUUUGCCCCUAUUCAAUGGCAUUAUGUCGGAUAUAUUUCCUGGAGUUGAUGUCCCUCUUAUAGAUUAUAGUGAUUUUAAGGAUGCCAUAGAAGAUGAACUUAAAGCCAAUGGUUUACAACUAAUACCUAUAGCCAUUAAAAAAGUCAUAGAGUUAUAUGAAACGAAAAAUUCUCGACAUUCUUCUAUGAUAAUAGGUGAUACCAAUACAGCUAAAUCGGUGACUUGGAAGUGUUUGCAGGGAGCUUUCAUAAGAAUGAAUAACAAUAAGAAAGCGGGUUGGCCCGCAGUAGUAGUUUACCCUUUAAAUCCUAAGGCCUUAAAUUUGGCAGAACUUUAUGGAGAAUAUAAUUUAGCUACCGGCGAAUGGUUAGAUGGGGUACUUAGUUCUAUAAUGCGUGUCAUAUGUGCCGAUGAAGAUCCUACACAAAAAUGGUUACUCUUCGAUGGUCCGGUAGAUGCAGUUUGGAUAGAAAAUAUGAACUCGGUCAUGGAUGAUAAUAAACUUUUGACUUUGGUUAAUAGUGAACGUAUUACGAUGCCGGCCCAGGUCUCCUUACUAUUCGAAGUGGCUGAUUUGGCUGUUGCCUCACCAGCUACAGUUUCACGUUGCGGCAUGGCUUAUAAUGAUUAUCGUGAUUGGGGUUGGCGUCCCUAUGUCAAGUCGUGGUUGGCCCAACAGAAGCCGGCAGAAUAUGUUAAAUUUAUAACGGAUUAUUUUGAUGAGUUUCUUGAUAAAUUAUUAAACUUUAAACAUUAUCAAUGUAAAGAGAUAGUGGAGACGAAUGAAUUGAAUACGAUUAUAUCCAUGUGUAAUCUAUUAGAGGGUUUUGCCACCAAACAGAAUGGUAUUGUAACGGGUAAUGAUGAGCUGUUGGAAAACAUGUCUAAACUAUGGUUUUUGUUUUCGAUGGUUUGGUCCGUUUGUGCCACUGUGGAUGAGGAUGGUAGAAAUAAAAUUGAUGCCUUUAUACGUGAAUUGGAUGGUAGUUUUCCGAUUAAGGAUACUGUUUAUGAUUAUUAUGUCGAUCCUAAUCAGAAAUCUUUCUUACCCUGGAAUAAUAAACUUUCGGAUAGCUGGAAAUAUGAUCAAGAAGCUGCAUUUUACAAAAUUAUAGUUCCCACCGUUGAUACAGUUAGAUAUGAAUAUUUAGUUUCAAAACUUUUGCAAGACGGUCGACCUGUACUUUUGGUGGGCAAUGUUGGUACUGGCAAAACUUCAACAGCUGUUAGCGUUAUGGAAUCAUGUGAUAAGGCAAAAUUUACCGUAUUCUCAAUAAAUAUAUCGGCUCAGACUACUGCCGCGGGCCUACAAGAAUCCAUAGAAAAUCGUACCGAAAAAAGAACCAAAACUCAUUAUGUACCGAUUGGUGGCAAGAAAAUGAUAUGCUUUAUGGACGAUUUCAAUAUGCCGGCUAAAGAUGUUUACGGUUCUCAGCCUCCACUCGAAUUGAUUCGACAAUGGAUUGAUUAUAAAUAUUGGUUUAAUCGUAGAAAUCAACAGAAAAUCUAUGUACUUAAUACAUUACUUAUGGCCGCUAUGGGUCCACCGGGAGGAGGUCGACAAAUUAUUUCCUCACGCACGAUGAGUAGAUUUUUUCUACUCAAUAUGACAUUCCCGACUGAAGAUAUUAUAAGUAGAAUAUUUGGCACUAUGAUACGACAAAAGCUACAGACAUUUUCCAAUGAAGUUCGUGAACUAUGGGAACAUAUUACCGAAGCUUCUAUACACAUCUAUCGCGAUGUGGUGGAUAAAAUGCUACCCACUCCUAAUAAGUCACAUUAUUUAUUCAAUCUUAGAGAUAUAUCGAAAGUAUUCCAAGGUUUAUUGCGCAGUAAUUCGGAGGUACAAGUUAAAAAAUCUCAAUUCUUAAGACUUUGGGUUCAUGAGUGUUUUAGGGUUUACUGCGAUCGCCUAGUAGAUGAUAAUGAUCAAGCUUGGUUUCAAAAUAAAGUCAAUGAGGUUUUGGGUAAAUAUAUGGAAAUAACUUUACACAGUUUAUGUCCCAAUAAGGUGGUGCCAAUUUUCGGUGAUUUUAUGAGCGCUCAAGGUUACUAUGAAGAUCUGUCCAAUGACAAAUUGAGAAUCUAUAUAAAUAAUCAAAUGUUGGAAUACAAUAAUUCCGGUAUGGCACGCAUGCAGUUGGUAUUUUUCAAAGAUGCUAUCGAACAUGUGGUCAGAAUUGUCAGGGUUAUAUCCCAACCUAGGGGGCAUAUGUUAAAUAUUGGCAUAGGUGGUUCUGGACGCCAGGUAUUGGUAAAACUUGCCGCUUUUAUAUUGGAAAUGGGUGUGUUCCAGAUCGAGGUAACCAAGAAAUACAAGACCCAGGAAUUUAGAGAAGAUUUAAAGACUUUAUAUAAAUUAACGGGGGUCAAGCAAAGAGCUACGGUAUUUAUUUUUAGUGGCGAACAAGUGGUGGAGAAUACAUUUUUGGAAAUCAUUAAUAAUAUGUUAAGUACGGCUGAAAUCAAUCUCUUUAAAGCCGACGAGUUUGAGGAGUUGAAAAACGAACUAGAAAGACCGGCCAAAAAGGCCAAUAUACAAUUGACCACCGAGGCUUUGUAUAAUUUCUUUAUGCAAAACGUACGCGAUAAUAUGCAUAUAGCUUUAGCCAUGAGUCCUAUAGGAGAAUCAUUUCGCUCGUAUUUAAGACAAUAUCCGGCUCUUAUAAACAACACUACGCCCAAUUGGUUUAGACUGUGGUCUCAGGAAGCUUUACUAGAAGUUGCCUCUACAUUUUUAACGGGUUUUAAGAUUAGUGUUCCGUCACCUGGCAAAGAAAACGAAAAAAAUCGCGACAGUUUAGUGGAGGCAACAGAAGUUACCUUACAGCGUGAAGUGGCCUAUAGCUUUUCCAUUAUUCACUCUAAUGUUACCGAAAUAUCGGACUUGAUGUUAAGAGAAGUUAAAAGGCAAAAUUAUGUUACUUCUCUUAACUAUUUGCAGUUGGUAAGUGGUUUUAAAGAACUUCUCGAGCAGAAAAGAUAUGAAAUAUCUUCCAGUGCCAAUAAGCUAAGAAAUGGUUUAUCCAAGAUAGCCGAUACCCAGGAAAAAGUAAGUGGCAUGUCGGAAGAACUUAAGGUUAGUUCGGCCCAAGUAAAAGUUUUAGCUGUAGAAUGUGAAGAAUUCAUAGCGAUUAUUGAAACUCAAAAGGCUGAAGCUACCGAACAAAAAGAAAAAGUCGAUUCAGAGGCGGUUGUAAUAAAAAAAGAUGAGGUUAUAUGUUUGGAAUUGGCUGCCACAGCGAAGGCCGAUUUAGAUGUGGUAUUGCCCAUGAUCGAUGCUGCUGUUAAGGCUUUGGAUGCUUUAAAUAAAAAAGAUGUUGCCGAAGUUAAAUCGUAUGGUAAACCACCCAUGAAAAUCGAAAAAGUUAUGGAAGCAGUAUUGAUUUUAUUGGGCAAGGAUCCAACUUGGGAAAAUGCUAAAAAAGUUUUGGGAGAGGCUACCUUUUUGAAUGAUCUCAAAAAUUUCGAUCGUGAUAAUGUUUCGGAUAAAACUUUAAAGCGUAUAGCUUUAUAUACUAAAAAUCCAGAAUUGGAACCCGACAAGGUGGCUGUAGUUUCCUUAGCCUGUAAAUCAUUAAUGCAAUGGAUAUUGGCUAUAGAAAACUAUGCCAAAGUCUAUCGUAUAGUGGCGCCUAAACAAGAGAAAUUGGAUAAUGCCAUGCGUUCUUUGGCAGAGAAACAGGCUCUGCUGGCGGCAGCUAGAGCUAAACUGGAAGAGUUAAAUGCCAGACUGGCCGAACUUUAUCGCCAAUUGAAUGAGAAAACUGAACUUUUAAAUGAACUGAGAGCAAAAGAAGAGAAAUUGCGUAAACAGCUGGAGAGAGCUAUAAUAUUGGUGGAAUCUUUGGCGGGAGAAAGAGAACGUUGGAUUGAUACAGUGGCUAAUUUGGAUGCUCAAUUUGAGAAGUUACCCGGUAAUUGUUUGAUAUCUACAGCUUUUGUCUCUUAUUUGGGACCUUUUGAUACUAAAUAUCGGGAAAUUCUGCUGGAUAAAUGGUUAAUACUCAUAAAAGAGAGACAAAUACCCUCAUCCGAAGAAUUAAAAGUUACCUCCUUUCUCUUGGAUGCCGUAACCGUAAGAGAGUGGAAUAUACAAGGUCUGCCGGCAGAUGAUUUCAGCACUGAGAAUGGCAUGAUUGUAACUAAGGGAAGUCGUUGGCCCUUGAUUAUAGAUCCCCAAAUGCAGGCCAAUACUUGGAUAAAGAACUUUGAACAAGAUAAUGAUUUAAAAGUUAUAGAUUUUGGCCAAUUGGAUUAUUUAAAAACUUUGGAGUUAUCACUGCAAAACGGACAUCCCGUGUUAUUGCAAAAUGUGGGAGAACAUAUAGAUCAGACCAUAAACCCUAUACUGAAAAAGAUGUACAUUAUACAAAGUGGUCAGAAAUUAAUUAAAUUCAAUGAUAAAUUUAUUACUUUUCAUGAUAAUUUCCGUUUAUAUAUAACCACGAAAAUAACUAAUCCUCAUUAUCCACCGGAAAUUUCCUCCAAGACUACCAUAGUUAAUUUCGCCUUAAAACAGGAUGGUUUACAGGCCCAACUGCUGGGCAUUGUGGUGCGUAAAGAAAAGCCCGCUUUAGAGGAACAAAAAGAUGAAUUGGUCAUGACUAUAGCACGCAAUAAGAGAACUCUAAUUGAUUUAGAUAAUGAGAUAUUGAGAUUGUUAAAUGAAAGUAAAGGUUCGAUACUGGAAGAUGAUGAAUUAUUUUCAACCUUACAAAAAUCUCGACAAACUUCGGCCUUGGUUAAGGAAUCGUUAAGUACGGCCGAGGUGACAGAGAUAGAAAUAGAUACUGCUAGACAAGAAUAUCAACCAGCAGCUGAACGUGCUUCGAUAUUAUUCUUUGUUUUAAUGGAUAUGUCUAAAAUAGAUCCCAUGUAUGUGUUUUCUUUGGCGGCAUAUAUAUUGCUAUUUACUCAGUCCAUAGAGAAGAGUCCCCGACAUUUGAAUGUUAAAGAGCGCAUUGUUAAUAUUAAUGAUUUUCAUACCUAUUCGGUUUAUAAGAAUACUUGUCGUGGUUUAUUUGAAAAACAUAAACUAUUGUUUUCCAUACACAUGUCGGCUCAGAUAUUGGCAAAUGCGGGCAAGUUAGUAGAGGCGGAAUAUGAUUUUAUUCUAAAGGGUGGUAUAGUUUUAGAUAAACUGGGUCAACCACCAAAUCCUGCUGCACAUUGGAUUAGUGAACAAUCCUGGGAUAAUAUCACGGAAUUGGAUAAAGUGGCGGGGUUUCAUGGCAUUAUCGAUUCUUUUGAACAAAAUUCUAAGGCUUGGCAAAUUUGGUAUGCCACCACCAGCCCCGAAGUGGAAGAUCUUGUGGGUGAAUGGAAUGAUAAAUUAACUGAUUUCCAAAAGAUUUGUGUUGUCAGAUGUCUAAGAGCCGAUCGCAUACAAUUUUGUCUAACACAAUUUAUUGUCAACUCUUUGGGACCGCGCUUUAUAGAACCACCUGUUUUAGAUUUAAAAGUGGCCUUUGAAGAAUCUCUACCACAAACUCCUUUAAUUUUUGUCUUAUCACCGGGUGUAGAUCCCACUCAAUCACUUUUGACACUAGCCGAACAAGUAAAAAUGUCUUCGCAUAUAUUUUCUCUGAGUUUGGGUCAAGGACAAGCCCCCGUGGCCACAAAAAUGAUAAUGGAUGGUAUACGAGAGGGCAACUGGGUAUUUUUGGCCAAUUGUCAUUUAUCCCUCAGUUGGAUGCCUACUUUAGAUAAAAUAAUAGCCACUAUACAGACCAUGAAAAUUCAUAAAAGAUUUCGUUUAUGGUUAAGUUCCAGCCCACAUCCAGAUUUUCCCAUAUCGAUUUUACAAAUCAGUAUUAAAAUGACCACAGAACCCCCCAGAGGUAUAAAGGCCAAUAUGAAGCGUCUGUACAGCAAUGUGAAUGAAGGAAAUUUUGAUUUAGCCAAUGAUUGUGGCAAAUAUAAAAAGCUUUUAUUCUCUCUAUGUUUCUUUCACACUAUACUAUUGGAACGUAAAAAGUUUUUGCAAUUGGGUUGGAAUGUUAUCUAUAGUUUUAAUAAUUCAGAUUUUGAAAUAUCGGAGAUCCUACUACUUUUAUAUUUAAACGAAUAUGAGGACACCCCCUGGGAUGCUUUGAAGUAUUUGAUAGCUGGUGUAAAUUAUGGUGGACAUGUGACCGAUGAUUGGGAUCGUAGAUUGCUAACCACGUAUAUCAAUCAGUAUUUUUGCAAUGAAGCUUUAAAUAUAUCCAAAUUUAGACUAUCAUCCCUGGCUAAUUAUUUUAUACCACCCGAGGGUGAUUUACAGUCCUAUCAUGAUCACAUACAACAGUUUCCCAAUUUUGAUAAACCCGAAGCUUUUGGUCAACAUUCUAAUGCCGAUAUUGCUUCUCUAAUUGGCGAAACUCGUCUACUUUUUGCCACUUUGAUUUCUAUGCAAGUUCAAACUUCAACAUCGGAAGGUGAAAGUAAAGAGUCUAAGGUUUUGCGCCUUGCUCAAGAUAUAGCUCAGAGUACACCCAAGGAGUUGAACUAUGAGCAAACCGCUAAAUUGGUGGGUUUAAAUCGUUCGCCCUUAGAAGUUGUCUUACUGCAGGAAAUGGAACGUUAUAAUGUUCUAUUAAGAAAUAUGAAAAUACAUUUAAGAGAUCUUCAGAAAGGCAUACAAGGUUUGGUGGUCAUGAGUACUGACUUGGAAGACAUAUAUAUAGCGGUUUAUGAGGGUCGCGUGCCCUCCUUAUGGUUGAAGUCUUAUCAAUCUGAAAAACCUUUGGCUUCCUGGUCUCGUGAUUUAGUCUUUAGAAUUGAACAUUUCGCCAACUGGGCUAAGACCCUUAAGCCACCCACUCUUUUCUGGUUGGCGGCCUAUACAUUUCCUACCGGUUUCUUAACAGCUGUUUUACAAACUUCCGCCAGAGCCACUCGCACUCCUAUUGAUGAAUUGAGUUGGGAAUUUUCUGUUUUUGUCGAAGAAGAUGCUGCCGCUGCUCGUAUUGUACGAGAGGGUGGUGGCGUAUAUGUGCGUGGCCUUUUUUUGGAGGGUGCCGGUUGGUUGCGCAAAGCUCAGUGUCUUACUGAACCUCUACCCAUGGAAUUAGUUUCCUCUAUGCCUGUUAUACACUUUAAGCCUGUGGAACAAUUGAAAAAGAAAACUAAGGGAAUUUAUUCAUGCCCCGCCUAUUAUUAUCCUCAAAGGUCAGGUUCAUUUGUUAUUGCAGUAGAUUUGAAAUCGGGCAAUGAGAAGGCAGAUCAUUGGAUUAAGCGUGGUACUGCUUUGUUGUUGAGUUUGAGUAAUUAAUUGUUUAUGUUGUUGUUUAUUUAUGAGAUUUUCUUCUUAAAUAAAUUUGAAAAAAAAUUGA